Linum tenue is the source of this 2991-nucleotide messenger RNA. NCBI's taxonomy places the organism in Eukaryota, Viridiplantae, Streptophyta, Magnoliopsida, Malpighiales, Linaceae. The record is from the annotation of a GenBank genome assembly.
CUUGAAUACGUCAUCGAUGAUCCAGAGACGUUGAAUUUCUCGAUCACUUACCUAAUUCGGCCGCUUCUCCAGACGUCAGCGAUGAUGCCUCCCAUUUUCUUUGUUCUUCUCCGCCAUGAACGCGGGCGCCGGCCUUUCUCCAGUUCUCACGUGGGGAUUCACUAUAAGUACCCGAUUGGACGGCAUUGUUGCAAAAGGAGAUAAUUUCUUUGAUUCCGAUUUCUCAGAGAAGUAAACGAUUGAAACAGCGAAGAAACAGGAGAAGAACAAGAAGAAAAAGAAUACGACAAUGGCAGCAAAACCAUCAGCGAUUCCCCUUCUCGCCCCAUACAAGAUGGGAAAGUUCGAUCUUUCUCAUAGAAUUGUCCUUGCACCAUUGACAAGACAGAGAUCUUAUGGAAAUGUCCCACAGCCACAUGCCAUCUUGUAUUACUCCCAGAGGACAACCAAAGGUGGUCUUCUGAUAGCUGAAGCUACUGGAGUAUCUGACACUGCACAAGGGUAUAAAGAUGCCCCUGGAAUCUGGACCAAAGAGCAAGUUGAGGCAUGGAAACCAAUUGUGGAUGCUGUUCAUGCCAAGGGUGGCAUAUUUUUCCUUCAGAUUUGGCACGUUGGGAGGGUUUCAAAUUCAGGUUUUCAGCCAAAUGGGCAGGCGCCAAUCUCGUCUAGUGACAAGCCAUUGACCCCUCAGCGUCGCGCAAAUGGCAUUGAUGUUGCACAAUUCACACCCCCAAGACGAUUGCGCACAGAUGAGAUCCCUCAAAUUGUCAAUGACUUCAGAAUUGCUGCAAAGAAUGCAAUGGAAGCAGGCUUUGACGGAGUGGAGAUACACGGUGCUCAUGGUUAUCUCAUCGACCAAUUCCUGAAAGACCAAGUGAACGAUAGAACCGACCAAUAUGGCGGGUCUCUAGAGAACCGUUGUAGGUUUGCUCUAGAGAUAGUCGAAGCUAUAAGCAAUGAGAUUGGAGCAGACAGAGUUGGAAUCAGAUUGUCUCCAUUUGCAAACUAUGGUGAAUGUGGCGACUCGAACCCAGAAGCUUUAGGCCUAUACAUGGCUGAGUCCUUGAACAAAUAUGGGAUUGCCUACUGUCACAUGGUUGAGCCCAGAAUGAAGACGGUGGCUGAAAAAGUUGAAACUCCUCAGAGUCUCCUCCCCAUGAGACAAGCUUUCAAGGGCACUUUCGUUGCUGCUGGAGGUUUUGGCAGGGAAGAUGGGAACAAAGCUGUGGAAGAGGAUCGUGCUGACUUAGUGGCUUAUGGUCGUCUGUUCUUGGCUAAUCCUGAUCUACCGAGGAGAUUUGAGCUCAAUGCGCCUCUCAACAAGUACAACAGGGACACGUUCUACAUUUCUGAUCCUGUUAUAGGGUACACUGACUACCCUUUCUUGGAUUCACAUCAUUAGUUGUCAGUGAUUUGUUUUUCAUUUCCAUUUGUUUAGAAUUGGGUUUGGGUCAGAAGUCAGAUAAAGAGAGGGAUUCUUCCUUACCAUAUGGUUCAUUCUACAGAUUUCAUUUCAGUUUAUUGGCUUAUAAAGUUAAAAUGAUUUGGAAUCUUCGAGUUCAAAUUGACUUAUUGUAGAAGUUAGCUCCCCCUCCACGUAAGCUUUCCUGAAAAAUGUUCACUUCAGCCAGAAAAAGCCUCUUCCAUCCGUUCUCUUCAUCGACUCUACCUCCAUCCUGCAUGUCACUCGUCUCCUUGAUUCCCACCAUUCUCCCCGGCAGACGCCUUCUCAACUCGAACUUACUUUUCAUCCCCGUGCAGCAACAGCCAACUCUAUACAAUUACAUCCCACCAAUCUGUCUCUGUGCAAAUUUGUCAUGAAGUAAAUUUUUCAAUGAGACAAGCCUGGUGACAACUUCACCGAUACUGAUUCUCUCAUUUGGGGAGUCUGAAGAACAAACGACACCUAUUUCGAGAAUGGAGAUCAGAACCUCCUCUAGUAUUUGGCCCUUCUUCUUCUUAGUUUCCUGUGUGUUGCUGCUGCUAAUGGCAUCAAAAGGGGUUGCUUGACCAAGAGGUAGCUCAUUGAUUAGAACAGGAUCCAGAACUUGUGCCAUUAGCUUCUCUGAUAGAGCAGUUCUAACAAAUGUAUGAAUGUUCAGACCUUCUUUGAAAAUCUCAUCGGUUGGUCUCUUUCCAGUGAAAACCUCACAUAAGAGUACUCCAUAGCUGUAGACAUCACCUUGUUUUGAGACUUCAUUUCCCAUACCGUAUUCUGUAGGAGCAUAGCCAAUUGUUCCUUUUAUGCCAAUGGUGCUUGACAUCUGGCCUAUCGAAGAGGGAUCUCCAGUGGGUUGUAGGAAUCUUGCCAACCCAAAAUCGUUAACAUGACCAGUCAUGUCUUCAUUGAGAAGCACAUUGCUCGGUUUGAGAUCGCAAUGAACUAUAGGGGUUCCGCAUUGGUGGUGAAUAUAAUCUACUGCAGUAGCUACAUCAAUGACAACAUUCAGCCUUUGGAGGAAAUUCAAGCUCCUUAGAGGCUCGUUUCCAUCUGCAACUGGAUGCAACCAAUCUUCGAGGCUACCAUUGGCCAAGUACUCAUAUACGAGAGCCUUGAAGUCAUUCAUUUGAUCAUCGAUACCUGAACACACUGUUAGUAUUCUCACAAGAUUUUUGUGCCUGAUGUUCUUCAAUGCUGCACAUUCUGCCAUGAAGCUCUUGGAACCUCCACGACGUUGUAGGUUAAACACUUUCACUGCGACGGUGGUUUCAAUCCCAUUCUUGUCCAGGAGUCCCUUAUACACAGAACCAAAGCUGCCCACACCAAUCAAAUUUGCUCCAGAAAACCCAUUUGUAGCUUUAUGAAGGUCACGGUAAGACAAUGGGAGCUGUGAAUCAUCAGCAGAAACUGUAUCUUGUUUUCCUCUCUUUUUGUUCCAAAAGAUAAGCAACCAAGAACCCACGAAUGCCAGCAAUAAUACACUGGAGACUGUCGAUAUGACAAUCUUGAUGAUCAACUUAUGGCUGAAUGCAUUCUUUUUCUGCUUGAAG